Pseudoliparis swirei is the source of this 936-nucleotide messenger RNA. RefSeq names its product melatonin receptor type 1A-like. Gene Ontology annotation, cellular component: membrane. The record is from RefSeq and is a predicted model, not a curated record. Gene Ontology annotation, biological process: G protein-coupled receptor signaling pathway. Gene Ontology annotation, molecular function: G protein-coupled receptor activity. Lineage: Eukaryota; Metazoa; Chordata; Actinopteri; Perciformes; Liparidae.
AUGCUCCCCAACACCACGGACUCUGUGACAGGAGGAGGAGGAGGAGGAGUUCCUCUCUCGGUUAACUUUGACAGUCCCGUGGAUUAUCUCAUCUUCAUCUUCCAGAUCGUGUUCGCCACCACCGCGGUCCUGGUGGCCGGACCCGUAGUCGUCGCCAUCUUGGCCACCAGAGCCCUCCGCCACCAGAACCGGUUCCUCUUCAUGCUGAACACCAGCGUCUGCGACACUCUGAUCGGCUUCUCCGUGUACUAUCUCGGCCUGAUCGACGUCCAGGAGGGGUACUCGUCCAGGAACUGGAUCCACACCCUGUUGCCUUCUCUCCUCGGGGUGAACGUGAUGACGUUUCUGUUCGCGCAGUUCGACCGGUACUUCGCCGUCUGUCAUCCCUUCAUCUACAUGCACUAUAUAACUCAGCGGGUGGUUAUCUCUGUGAACGUCUUUUGUUGGCUUCUUACAGAGGCGAUCAUUGUAAAUUUCCUGCCACGCUCCAAAGCCCUGCAGGUAUACGUGUUCGGCAUUGUCAGCUUACAAGUCAUCGUGCUCACCAAAGUGGUGAUGACCGUCAAGCUGUACGUGGUCGCCAGAUUCCAGCUCGCCAGAGAGCCUCCCAGCGCCGAGAGGGAGAGCAAGAAGGAGUCGCUGAGAAUUAUUAUUUUCGUUGUCAUAAGCUUCUUGGUGUUGUGGGGCCCCUCUUUCUUACAUAUCAGCAUCAAAUUCGUGACGGGGAGAGGGCUCACGUUCAGGAACCAGGCCACCAACCUGUUCGCCAUCAUUUCUCGCUUCAACGCGAUCACGCCGUGCGUGAUCUGGGGGAGUCCGGCUCUGAGGGGAGCCCAGGUGAAGACCGUGUGGGGCAGAGUGUGCCCGAGAUGCAGGAGGAGCUUCACUGAUGCGCUGCCGUCGGCGGUGUCGCUGUACACGAGGCCGGGGUGCUGA